UCCAGAAGUCUGCUCCCAUCUCAUCAUAGCCAGCCUCCACUGCCCAUUUGUUAGGUUUGUCAAACAAGCACCUUCCCACUUCCAUGCUGUCUCUCACACUUGUGAACAUAGGCACAGCUGCCACCCUUAAAACUCACCAUUGCCAAGAUGCCUACAAAAAUAUGACAAUGGUUGUUGUUGGUGCGGGGAGAUCAUAUCUGAUUAUACUGUCUCACUAUUUCCUUGUAACCCCUCAUCUUCUUGCCAAUUGUCUUACACUCAGCUUGUAAAUUCUGGGGUCAUCUAUUGUUCUGUUUGUGCAGCAUCUAACACUGUAUGGUCUUGGUCCAUGACUGGGGUUCUCGGGUGCCAUAGCAAUACAAUCAGUAGAACACUUCUGACCUCUACGGCACUCCAUCCAUGAUAACUAUUGGCAAGAGCCACCCAGACAAGACUCGCUCUUCCUGAGAUCUCCCACCUCCUCUAUCUGCCAGUUGCUCUAAAGCAUUAAAGUUCAGAGAUUUCUCUUUGCUGCAUCAGAUUUGAUGCAGGUCUGGCCAGCUGACCCAGGAGUCCCUGUAUCUCAUUCUCUGGGAUCUGCAGUGAGAAUGGGAGAAGGGAUUUUUCAGGCUAGUCAUGCCAUCAGCUUUAUGAAUUUGAUAAGACUCAAGUGAGCUGUUUGUCCAGUUACCACAGCAACUCACAGGCUCCUAAACCCAUGCAGCUGGGAGGUGAGGCUUUGUGGUGUUACCAUCUGGGGCAGGACUUGUGUGUCAGAGGAUACACUCAAGGGCAGAGCACUGCCAGACUCUCUUGGCUCCUGGCACCCCACUGAAGACAGCAUCUAACUGCCACUCUGUGAGUACUCAAGUGACGAGUGCGUGCCUUGCAUGAAUUCUUACCCGUGCUAUGGAAACUGGGGCAGGUAUCAUCUGGAGCAAUGAUUCUGCCUUAAUUACUCUGUAUUUAAUGUGGAAAACAGGUGGAAAUGGGGGUAUCUGGAGGGUGCUUGGGUUAGAAGCAAGGGGGUGGCAAUGAGCUCCAUCCCAGGGUGCUUUGGGUAUGCUGUGGGUGGAGUGUGCAUUGAAGUGUUGUUGAGCAGUGCUGGACACUUUUGUGGUGCCUUGGAAUAGGGUUUGACUUUGUACUGCACUGAUGGAAUAAGCAGCAGGGAUCUGCCUUCUGGGUACUCACUGCUGGCACUGGAGGCGAUUGUGCUUUUUCAGUCCUGAACUCUGCCACCUCUCUGUCCCCCUGACCCUCCACAGCUCCAGCUAAUCCGGCCCUGACCUCCCCCCUCAAUUUGGCUGGGCCGCCUCAAUAGUGACCUGCAGCCCCCUUUCCUGCUCCUCAGGACAUGCCUGCUGUGGGGGAACUCACCCCACAGUGCAGUCAGCACAUCUCCGCUCUGACAUGCAGCACCUGUCACUCCUCUCCUGGGCUGAAGCCUCUGUGACUCUGUUGCAGACCCUCUUUUUAGUUGAAGGGAGGUUUUUUGGAGUUGCUAAUUCUGAUGUGUAACUGGGUAAAUAGAUAGCUGUUAAGUAAUGCCAGGUCCCACCCACCAGUUGUGCGUGCUGCCUCAGCAUAGCGUUUUGCUCCUACCAGUCUGGGUUGCAGGUCAGGAGACACCAGACAACAUUGGAGCUGCCAGGGUGGCUGAGAGCAACUGAGUGUUGUAACGAGCACUGGGAACCCUGCUUUACAGACUGAUGUGUCAGGAUGGCAGCAAAGAAGAAUUGGACAACGCAGAAUGGAAGUGCCAAGGAAAUGCUAGAGGUAAAGAGGAAGGUCCCAAUGAGUGCAGGAAGACAUGGAUCAAACAAGCACUGCUUUCUGUCUGCUGCAUGCCCUUCUGCAGUGGGAGUUGUGGGCCUGGCAGUGGAGAAUGUGCUGCAGAGGGUCUUGCAGCUUCCAGUGGUGAGUUCAACCCGAGAGAGCCUUCAGAGGACGUAUGCCAGCACCAAAGAGGCACACCCCCUCGUGGCUUCGGUGUGUGAGGCCUAUGAGAAGGGCAUGCAGGGAGCUAGCUCGCUGGCUGCCUGGAGCAUGGAGCCUGUGGUGCGCAGACUGGAGCCUCAGUUCAGUGCUGCCAACACCCUGGCCUGCCGGGGCUUGGAUCACUUGGAGCAGAAGAUCCCUGCCCUCCAGUAUCCGGUGGAGAAGAUUGCAUCCAAGCUAAAGGACUCCAUCUCCACCCCUCUCCAAAGUGCUAAGAGCACCAUUGGCAGCUCUGUAUUGGGGGCCCUGGACAAGAUCCUGGGGCUGGCUGCUGAGGGCUAUGAGCUGACCAGGAGCACAGCAACAAGCACAGCAGAAUAUGCCUGGAGCAGCCGGGUCAGCCAGAUGGCAGCCACAGGGGUAGACACAGCUCUAGGGAAGCUGGAGAAGCUGGUGGCAUUUCUCCUACCAGAAGAGGACUGUCAGCCAGCUCAGAAGCCUGCAGGGGCACAAGGAUCAAAGGCAGCGGCCUCCCAGGCACAGCCAGAGCUCAGCACUCUCCACAGGAUUGGCACUCUGACCAGCACUGUCUCCUACCAUGCCUACCAGCAGGCUGCCCGAGCCAUCCAGCACACAAAAGCCAAGGGGCAGGAGCUGGCCCUGUGGAUCCCAGGUCUGGGUGGUAUGGCCAAGCAGAGCACAGCCAAGGCCCAGCAGGUCCUGAGUGAUGUGCAGCAUGCAGCUUCAGGCUGGCUGAGCAGGCGACAGAGCAAGGAGCCAGAACAGCAGCCAAAGGAGAUGAAGAAAAAAGAAAGUGAAGCCAGAGAGAAAGCCGAGAGCAGCAGGAUUCCAAGCCUAGUAGGCAGCAUGGCCCAGACACUGCAAGCUGCCUAUCUCCCCGCCAUCUCCAGCAUGAAGAAGGUCCCCUCUGCUACGUGGGAUGCAGCUGGGGGACUGCUCCAGCUCACCCCCAACAAAGCAGCUUCCAUAGCCAGAGAGAAGGUGGGCGCUCUGGGGGGAACCCUGCGCAGUGCCUUGGGCAUCCUGUCCCACUAUGUGCCGCUCCCCAGCCUGCAGCUGAAAGAAAAAGAGACUCCAUGUGGGAGCAAACCCAUCCCUGGUCUGCAUAAAAGAAAGGAGGGCUCCAAGCCAGAGACUCCCCUGGCCCAGGAGAAGGUCCUGCUGAGAGUUGAGUGGCGGGCCAGCCGGGGACACCAUCCCCUCUCCUUCCUGGAUCUUGAGGAUCCCCUCUUCCUGCAACCAUUCCCCUUUCAGCGCCAGACGCUGCAUCGGGCCCUGGCCUUAGAGCCUGAAUACACAAUCUCCCGCAAAUCCACCUUCUCCCCCUACAGCAGCCGGAGAGUGAGCGAAGGUUCGCACCGCUUCUGUUCAGAGCCCAUCUACACCAGGGCUCACUACAGCAGCCUCUAUAGCACAGCCAUCAAGAAAGACUGAGUGGGAGGGCUCCUGAGCCCGCUUGCUGCCUGCUUAGCAUGUACCAGCCUACAGCCACUGUAUGUUAUGCUUCCCCUUGCAAGCGAUGUGGCAUUGGAUUUAGCAUUAAGAUCCUACCAGUUUAAUUUCCUAGAUGUGCUCUCUCCCAGUGCAUAGAGAGGAUGGGGACUUGCUUGUCACCUCUGGAACUAGGGUCGGGUACAGUGCAAGGGCAGAAGGAGAUUGAGUUUGAAGGUGCCUAUUCCAUCCCUCCCCUAACAGCAGUGUGGUUGUGGGGCCAGGUUUCUGCAUUGCUGUAACAACUGAACUGAAACAAAGGCCGACCUAGUAGGGAAACCUGCUGGGCAGUGAAAAUGGAGGUAAGAUGAGAGCAAAGGUUUGGUUUGUAUCACAACCUGUCUCUUAAAUGCAUCCCACCCAGGUGAGGCACAUAGGGCCAUGCCCUUUCUGCUUCUUUCUUCCAAGAAGAGGUAAUCAGAAAAGGCUCCAAACCUCAAAUUCUGUUAUUUUACAGUAGCCAAAUUAAGAAUGCAAUGGCUGGUCUGUCCUGUGUUUGAUGAAGGAGUUUGGGCUUUCAGAUAUAUGUUGUGAGCCCUCUUGGGCCCAAUUUAACAAACUACAUGGUGGGUCUUUAACAAAAAUAGAUUUUCCCAAGAGUGCAUUGGUCAUCAUAGUUAAAUAGGCUGUGAGACAUUUAUCCCACAAACUACCCUGUAAAUGAAGCAGACAGGCUGUGGGAGGGGGCCCCUCAUGCUUGCGAUGGGGCUUUGACAGCUAUCCAGUUGGAGGUGGUUUCAUAAAUGAGCAGGAAAACAUAAGAAGAAACAAUUUAUCUUGGAGGAGAGCAGAGUAGCCCACAGAAGAGGGAGAAAUGGAGCAAGUAGAGACCAGAGGAGAAAAAGAGGAAACAGAGAGAGUGGAGAAGGCCAGAGAGCGAGAGCUGAAAAGGGAAGGCACUGGGAGGCCUGGUUGCUUGUAGCUGAUCCUUCUUCAACAGAAGUAAUUGGCCAUGGACCUUGUGUGGGUGGCAGCUGUGACAGGGACCUGUGUUCAACUUGAGGCCCCCUAAUCAGAGCCACUGGCUCUUCAACUUCUCGCAGCAAUAAAUGUUCCCCACUUGCUUUCUACAUGACUUUCUCAUUUCUUCCAUGUGAGUCUCAGGGACAGCUGCCUGGUACAUACAUGGGUCCUGAGUGACUGGCUGAUCCUGGCACUGGAGAGAGACAGGAGAAGAUAGCUGUGACCCCUACUCCUCCCCACCCCCCAAAUUCUGGAGGUGGCUACAUUAAACCAGCCCCAGGAGCUGC
This is a messenger RNA of Alligator mississippiensis (American alligator), 4682 nucleotides long. RefSeq names its product perilipin 1 (gene PLIN1). Gene Ontology annotation, biological process: lipid metabolic process. The transcript is spliced from 9 exons. Gene Ontology annotation, cellular component: lipid droplet. The coding region runs from base 1702 to 3375 and encodes 557 amino acids. The record is from RefSeq and is a predicted model, not a curated record. NCBI's taxonomy places the organism in Eukaryota, Metazoa, Chordata, Crocodylia, Alligatoridae.